Messenger RNA from Salvia splendens (bonfire salvia), 2550 nucleotides. RefSeq lists its product as uncharacterized. Bases 726 to 2354 code for a protein of 542 amino acids. The record is from RefSeq and is a predicted model, not a curated record. Gene Ontology annotation, biological process: regulation of asymmetric cell division. NCBI's taxonomy places the organism in Eukaryota, Viridiplantae, Streptophyta, Magnoliopsida, Lamiales, Lamiaceae. The transcript is spliced from 6 exons.
GCUGCCACUCUCUGCCUGCCUUUCACUCGGCCUCAUCUAUCUGUAAAUACAGUUGUUGUAUAGAUAUAUUUGUUUUAUGUUUAUUCAAACGGCGUGAGGUGAGGAGGCUAUCUCUCUCUGGGCAAGGAUCCCCUGCUGUGCACAGCAGGGGCUGUGCCAAUAUUUACACACACAAUACAUUAUUUUAUAAAAAAUAUAUUAAUAUUUUAUUAUUAUUAUUUUAAAUUAAAUUAUUGUGCUGUGUGUAACAGCAUCCCCUGCUGUGCUAUCAGCCACAGCAGGGGAUCCAAAUCCAUCUCUCUCUCUCCUUCAUUCCUACGCACGUACACACGUUACCUACAUCCCUACGCCUAUCUAUGUGUUUAGCUGUCAACUAAGCGCAUUUUCGUAUUUCGUCUUUUCAUUUCGGAUCUGUACGAAUUAGUUGCUCUGUUGGCUGUUGGAUUUACGCAGCUGUUCCUCCAUUUCUCUGUUUAUAUAUGGAAACUUUUCCUUGCUUUCAAAUCCUGUAUUUUUGAGGUUGAUCAGUCCAAUGAAACGUUGCAACGGAAAGGAAGGACGUCUAGCGAAUUCGUAGAAGGAGGUUGCAGGAAAAAAAGGUGAUUUGAAAUCUUCAUAUUACUGAGAUCGUGUACGCUUGUUGAUUAAAACGGCGAUUUAUGUGAAUGUAUGUUAUGUUACUGAAUAAAUGAUGGAUACAUUCUUGUAACUUGUAUGACCAGUGAAUGUUUGCUACACAACUGCUGAGGAUUCUUGAAGUUGAAACUUCUCCCACAGAUGUGAAGGGUGAAAACUGUGUCUGUGACUCAGCUGCACAAGACAUGAUGAUAAUGAAGGAGAAUCAGGACGGAACUCAUUACGACUCUAAAUAUUUGGGGAGGGGCUCUGAUCCCGCGCCUGUUCGAAGUAAAGAAACGCACCAUCCUUCACCUUUUGAUGUAAAAGGCACAGAGGUGUAUUGGAACCCUAAACUUAAAGAUGAUCUUUCCACAAACAGAAAUGGACACCUUAAAAGGGACGUGUUUCAAAAUGGACCUCUUUGUCGUCAGGAAAGUCUGGAGGAUGAUAUAGAUUCAGUAUCGUCUGACACAAAUGCUAAAGAUGAAGUGCAAACCACACCAGAGCAUGAUAAUGAAAAUGGAUCAAGUGAUUGUAUGUCUCCAUAUGUAGCUACUGCUUCAGACUUGUUUGGUAGAGAUAAACAUUUGUAUAUGGAUAAAAAUGUGUUGGAAUAUCAGCGACCUGAGUUGGUAGUUUGCUAUAAGGAACUCAAUUAUCAUGUUGUGAAGGAUAUAUGCGUUGAUGAGGGAAUGCCUGCAAACAGAAGAAUAUUGAUUGAUAAUAUUGAGGAUAGUCAGUCUGGGAAUUGUUUUCCACAUCCUCAGAAUGAUCAUAGCAACCAUGAGGCUACUGGAGGUGUUGAUGACAAAUUUCUCAUAUCAAAUGUAGUAGAAGCUGCUACUUCACUGGAGGAUUCAGAGUUUGCUGUUGCCAAUCAGCAGGGGAGCAAUGAGAUAUUCCUUGUCCAAGGCCAGCCAAAUUCUCCGUCAGAAAGAUCUUCAUUCAAGGAUACCACCACAGGUUGUAAUCUGGAGGAGUCGAUACAGAAGGAUGGAAUGGAUUUUGGAGCUACUGGAGAAGCAGCAACGCAUGCUCCUGAUGUGGAGUCUUUUGUAGAUGAGACUCUUCCAAUUCAAGAAUUUGGCACUCGUAGUUUCCUCAGAUCUUUUCUCAGUGCUUUUGAUGCUGAUGGAAAUGAGCUGCCAGAUCAGCAGUUUUCUGAAGGUCCUGCUGCGACAUCAACAGAAGCAAGGCCGAAGGAGGAUGCGCAGAAAAGUAGCUUAAAAUACAACAGUCACGUGGAAACAAAAAGCAUAACGUUCAAUUUCAACUCCUUGGGUGCUACAAGUGGGGAAACAGAACUCAUAAAGGAACAGCCUGUUGACUCGAGAGAGGUGAUCGAAUCUGAAAUUCCUUCAGAUCCUAGGCAAAGAGGACAACCUCAGGAUUCUGGCAGAAAUGACAUGAACAACAAUAAUAAUGCUCUGGAUCAGUCCCUUGACUGCAAGGAUGAUAGGGCUGCUGACAAUGGACCAGUUGUUAGUCUACGGAGAUAUGAUCCGGGGGAGUCGAGCUUUUCUGCAGACAGUUACAUAACACACUCAGUGCCAAUAACAUUUUCUGGAAACGUUUCCCUUCGCUCAGAUGGCAGUGCAACCAGUGGCAGAUCUUUUGCCUUCCCAGUAUUACAAUCUGAAUGGAAUUCCAGUCCAGUGAGAAUGACAGAAGCCGAGAGGAGACGUUUUCGGAAACACAAGUGUUGGAGAUCUGGCCUUCUCUGUUGUAGAUUCUAAAGGCUUUUAACUACAUGUUAGGUUGUUAGGUGCAGAAGGCUAAAUCUAAAUUAAAUUAUUUUUGUUUUAAUUAAAAUUUCUCUAGCCUUGUUGUGUAAAAUGCCACAUGCAUUAUUUAUCUAAACUAUUUUUAUGUAAAAGAACACAAGUUCCUUUUCAGGACCUCCCUCUUGAAUAAACAGUAUUCUUUAUUUAA